Vespa mandarinia (Asian giant hornet) is the source of this 783-nucleotide messenger RNA. RefSeq lists its product as uncharacterized. The record is from RefSeq and is a predicted model, not a curated record. Lineage: Eukaryota; Metazoa; Arthropoda; Insecta; Hymenoptera; Vespidae.
AUGGAGCUGCGCAAUAAGGAAAUCUCGAAGGAGAACAUCCCCCUCAAGAGGGUAAUUAGGAAGAGGGAGACUCCCUUGGCUGCGAAAACCAAGGAAAGGACCACGGACGCAAGCCACUCAGACGGGUCGGUGAAGGCACUGGCGGAGGCUGUCCGCAGUGUACAGCAACAGCUGCAGCAACAGCGGCAUCAGACAUUGAGUGGAGCAGCGACUGAGGCUAGUGGACCACACAAGGGCCCCACACUCCGUGCUGAGUCCACUAGACCCGCUGCACAGCAGGUAAGUAUAGGUAAGAUACUAACCCCGCAGGAUGAUUUUGUGCAGGUGCUUGGCCGAAAGAGGAGGCGGAUCCAGAGGAGAGAAGCAAAUGCACUCUCCCUGGCUACGUCAAAGGAUAAAGUCAACGACCCUCAACCCUUGCGGGGACAGGCGCCCCCUAGGAAAAGAAGGAAGGGGAGGAGCCGUGCGCAACGACGGAAGAAGAAGAUGCAAAGGGAAAGAGAAGUGGCUGCAAUUUCCCUAUCCUGUACCGAGGAGACGACGUACAGGGAUGCACUCGUGCGGGCCACGGAAGGGAUCAUCCUCAAAGACCUGGGAAUCGGCACCAUGUCCUGUAGGAGAGGACUCACGAGUGCCUUUAUAUGCCAGGGACGAGGCAAAGGGGCAAAUGCGAAGGCCGAACCGAGUGGCGGAGGCCUUAAGGAAUGCUGUCCCAGGAGCAAAAAUCACCCGCCCCCUGCGCACAAGCACCAUAAGGUUGAUGGGACUGGACGCGUACGCUAA